AUGUCGUUGACCAACACAAAGACGGGCUUUUCUGUAAAGGACAUUUUGGACCUCCCUGACACGAAUGAUGAAGAAGGAUCUAUCACUGGACCGGAAGAAGAUAACGAGGGAUCGGAGACGACAAAAACCACUGGAGUUUUGGUGCAAAGUCCGCUAGUAAACGUUCAAAAUCUGCCUAUAAAGAACCGCUUUUAUGAUAGUAGUGACAAUCCUUACACAAGAUGGCUUGCCACCACAGACACUAUCCAAUAUUCACGUAAGUAGCCAACUCUUUAAGAAUCGUAAGUUAAUUUGCAAUGCAGUUAAAAGUUAAGACUUUUAUCUGCCUGUUUUGUGAGUGAGAACGCAUCAUAUGUAUGUUAUCCAAUUUAUACUUGAUGGAAUGUAUAAUCUCUAUUCCGUCGUGUCUGGGCUCAAUGGUGCCCUUGAAUGAUGUGCAGCGUUCAUCUUUAUUCGCCAUGCAUUGCUGCGCUCGUCUUAAGGCGUUACCACCAUUUAAAUAAUUUCAUGUUUACAUGUGCUCUAGUUACACUAAACGUUUUUAGAAUAUGAUCGAUAGAGACUUGUAAAUGCAUCGACUAUAAAGCCACAUAAAAUCGACUUCAGAAAUUUGACCCUGUGUAUUACAUUUUUGCAGGAUGAGGAUUUGUAGGCAGACAGUGCAUGGUGUUGCUGCUUCAGUGAAUCACGUUCUUUUGGGACUGAUGGGAAUCAUUAUUGUGGGUCCCAACAUUUAAAAAAAACGAAUAACAUUGUAUUUUGGCUGUACAAACGAAAUGCGUUACUUUAACAUGUUGCUUUGAAAAAUUCCUAUUACAUGUAGUAGCCUAGCAUUUCCAUGUGUGCUUGGCAGGUGCACUUCAGCAGAGAAAACAAUUUUAAUGGUUGUAUUUUGUCUCUCCCACGCAGUGCAUGGUCUUUCAGCUAGUUCUCAAGACUCAGCCAAGUCCCCAGAACCCUCUGCGGACGAAUCGCCAGACAAUGACAAGGAAACUUCAAGCAACGGCAGCGACUCCGGUAAGAAGCGAAAAAGAAGAGUGCUGUUUUCCAAGGCACAGACGUACGAACUUGAGCGUCGGUUUAGGCAACAGAGAUACCUCUCCGCGCCAGAGAGAGAACACCUCGCGAGUUUGAUUCGCCUGACACCAACUCAAGUGAAAAUUUGGUUCCAGAAUCAUCGGUACAAAAUGAAGAGAGCGCGCGCUGAAAAAGGUAUGGAAGUGACCCAUCUCCCCUCUCCCCGGCGGGUGGCCGUACCUGUCUUAGUCAGGGAUGGAAAGCCUUGUCAUACUCUUAAAGCUCAGGACUUGGCGGCCACUUUUCAGGCUGGAUUCCCCCUCUCGGCGUAUAGCGCCCAGACCCUUCAUCAAAUGCAAUAUAAUGCUCAGUACAGCGCCGCCACCACGCCACAAUUCCCUUCAGCACAUCACUUGGUGCAAACGCAACAGUGGACUUGGUGA
This is a messenger RNA of Coregonus sp. 'balchen', 1460 nucleotides long. NCBI's taxonomy places the organism in Eukaryota, Metazoa, Chordata, Actinopteri, Salmoniformes, Salmonidae. The record is from the annotation of a GenBank genome assembly.